AUGCAGCUGAUGCAGGAGCAGCGUGAGUACGUGCACGACGGGCUCAUGCUGCGAGUGGCCAACAUGGCGGCCAGGGCGGGCCACACGCCCCUCAUAGAGCACGUGUGGGACCGCCUCGUGCGCCGCCCCUACGCGCCCUCCCCCGCCUUCCACCUCGCGCGCAUCCACGCCUACAGCGCUGCGGCCAACUUCCCCUGCGCCUUCCGAGCCGCGCUGCACCUGCAGACUUCCUGCUGCACCCUCGCUCGCGCGCCCCAACGACCUCCCCCCCUGGUUCCACGCCUUCCCCAAGUUCCGCCCCGAGGGGGGGUGACAGGUAGCGGCGCGCCAUUGGAGGAGCUGAACCCGUUCACGUCACUGCGGCCGCUGACGCUGGCGCUGUGCUCCAGCGUGGAUGUGCUCGAUAAGGGCUACAGCAUGUUGGAGGGCAUGCACGCGCAGGGCGAGGUGGUGGCACUGGCAGCACUCAACUGCGUGGUGGCGGGGUGUGCCAUGCAGCGCGACGUGGGGCGCGCUCAGCUCACCUUGGAUGAGAUCACGCGCACCUUCGGCCUGCAGCCCGACACACACUCCUUCAACGCGCUCAUGGACUGCUACUCGGGCGUCGCUGACGUGCGCACGGUGGUGCAGCUGUUUGAGCACAUGACGCGCACACUGCACCUGCCGCCCACCACUGACACCUACACCAUCCUUGUCGACGCCCACAUCCGCGCCUUCGAUGCACCAGGGGCAUGCAUCGCCAUGGAUAAAAUGGUGGAGGCGGGCUUCACGCCGUCGCGCCCGCUGCUGCUGCGCCUGCGGCGGCGCUGCCUGUGCUCCGGUCUGUCCGAGGGCGUGGCGCGCGCGGAGGGCGUGCUGCAGGCGCUGCGCUUCCGCACCGUCAACGCCGACGAGCGCCGGCGCCGCCUCCACCUCGCCCACCUGCCGCCCUCCGUGGCGGACCCCCGCCUUGCUGCCCGCACGCAAGGCAGGGGGCAGCGAGAGGGGGGGCAGCGGUGGGGGAGGCGGCGAUGGGAGCAGCAGGGGCAGCAGGAGCAGCAGGGGGAGCAGCGGCAGCAAGCGUGGCAGGAGGGGCGGCGGCAAGAGGGAGAGGCAGGUUCACCUGGUAUGUGA
This is a messenger RNA of Closterium sp. Yama58-4, 1113 nucleotides long. The record is from the annotation of a GenBank genome assembly. NCBI's taxonomy places the organism in Eukaryota, Viridiplantae, Streptophyta, Zygnematophyceae, Desmidiales, Closteriaceae.